Molecule: messenger RNA, 5568 nt
Organism: Nomia melanderi (Alkali bee)
Lineage: Eukaryota; Metazoa; Arthropoda; Insecta; Hymenoptera; Halictidae
Source: RefSeq, a predicted model, not a curated record
UUUUGCUAUCAUGUACCAUAAUGAAUCUAAUGUGUGUUGCAGUAACGAAGGCACUCACAAACCAUUGGUUGAAUUUAUCUACAAUUUUUAGAUGCAUAUUCGGCGUUUUCCAGGUAUGCUCGUCUAUGAGAUCUAAUGCAGAAUGUGCAAUGAAUUGAUUUAAAUAAUUGUUAAAUUCAAUUUCAAAUAAAGGAUUAUCGGCAUGACCAACAAUUACAAAAUAAUAAUAAGCUGUCAUUGCAAGUACUUUUAUUGAUGUUAUAUCGAAGAUAAGUAUUUUUCUAUACACAGAGUUAACAUUAGGUAACUUGAUUUUUGUUCAAAUCGUUGUUGCUUUAAUAACUUCAAAAUAACUUCACGCUUUAAAUACUCUGUGAAAACUUCAAAACAUAUUAUUUCAUUACAUCACAUUGGAAAAAAGGCGAACUGUUUUAAACUGACGGAAUGCAGGUUACUAAGUGUCAAAUAUGUUCUAUAGACAACGUUCAAUUCAACUGAUAUAUUGUCCAAUUAAAAAUUUUCAAUAAGUGAAAAUGCACUAAUCGUAAAAGAAAUGUUGCAUAAUAAAAAAUUUAAUGAAUAGUGUGAAAUACAUAUGGGGACACUACUAUGCAAGUUAUAUGCAAUGAUUAAGCCAUAGAAGUUGUAUGGAAACUGCAGACAAUGUAUUAUGAUGAAAAACUUAAAUAAACACGAUGUUUUUACGAUUACUUAAAAUUUAUAUCUUCGUGUGUGAAUUUAUUCAAUAAAAUAUGUAUCUUCUUAGAGAUUUAAUGUGUUCUUAAUGAAGAAUGAUUUGUAAAAUACAUUUUCGUUUGUUCGUACAUAUGAUUUAGUUUCCCAAAGACCAUUUUAUCCUGCGAUCGUUAUCAUUAACUCAUUAUUGUUUUGCAGUGUACGCAAUAUUUGCUUUGCAAGGUAUGUAUUUAAGUUCGCGUUUGACGUCAUUUAUUAGGUAGAAUUGGACCGCAGGUGUUAUAAAGCAAAGAAACACAUGUCUAAACCCAUUGUUUAACAAAGUGCUCUUCGACGGAGAAUACCGAAAAAUCAUUUUAAACAUAGAACAAGCAAUAUUACUUUGGACAUUACUUUAAAAUAAGUACACAGAAUGAAGAUACAUAAACAUUCUUCUAUAAAUUACUGCUUUUUACCUGAUAGUAAAAAUAAUUGAAAAAGGCAUGUCUAUUUUCAAAAAAUACAUUUUUGGAAUGGUCAAAUCAAUUUUGGAUUUGUAUUUAUAUCUACAAAAAUUUUCAAGUAUUUUAUAGAUAUAUUUAAAACUAAAUGAUAAAUUAUUUUUGUUUCAUUGAUGUUAUGAACAAUGCAGUAAUCUAAAUGAAUUGAUUAUAAUACUUAUCCUUUGCUUAAUUGAAAUUACAUAUUUUUAUCAUGUAUCAUGGUUCGACAAAGGCUUCCAAACAUUAAUGGUGUAAGAAGUGGUAAACAUUUCGUUGCAACUCUUGUUGCGGGUGUGAUUUUUGGAUUUCUUUCUGCAUGCUUUUUAAUAGCAACUACCAGAAAUGUGCCAUAUGUGUUUAACUGGUUUUCUGGUAGAUCAACUCAUUCUAGAGAUCCCCAUCAUUAUUCAGAAUUGGAAUUAGAAGUUGGACCUGAAACAGAAGUAAAGUUUCAUGGUGAAGAUGAAGAUUUUCACAGAGGUGAAGACAAAGUUGCACAAGAUCUUGCAAAAAAAGUACGUGUUCUUUGUUGGAUCAUGACAGGCCCAAAUAAUCAUCAAAGUAAAGCGCAACAUGUAAAAGCAACAUGGGGCAAACGAUGUAAUAUUCUUUUAUUUAUGAGUUCUGUGGAAGAUACUAAGUUACCUACAGUUGUUUUGCCAGUAAAAGAAGGUAGGGAAAACCUAUGGGCAAAAACCAAAGAAGCAUUUAAAUAUGCUUAUGAAAAGUACAAAGACGAAGUUGAUUGGUUUAUGAAAGCUGAUGAUGAUACAUAUGUGAUAGUAGAAAAUCUACGGUACAUGUUAUCAUCUUAUAAUCCAAGUUCGCCGCUGUAUUUUGGCUGUCGAUUUAAACCAUAUGUCAAACAAGGUUACAUGAGUGGUGGCGCCGGAUAUGUACUUAGUAAAGAGGCUUUACGGAAAUUUGUGGAGAAUGGUUUAACUGAUAAAACUAAGUGUCGCGGAGAUAAUGGAGGUGCCGAAGAUGUGGAAAUGGGAAAGUGCCUAGAAAACGUCGGUGUUAAAGCCAUGGAUACUCGGGAUCCACAUGGCCGCGGUAGAUUCUUUCCGUUUGUGCCAGAACAUCAUUUGAUACCCAACCAUGUGGAUAAAAAUUUUUGGUAUUGGAAGUACAUUUAUUAUGACACGAAAGACGGUCUCAAUUGUUGCUCUGAUAGUGCAAUAUCAUUUCAUUACGUGUCACCUAAUAUGAUGUAUGUUCUCGAGUACUUAAUUUAUCAUUUAAGGCCGUAUGGCAUUACGCAUGCUGCGGAUAAACUUACUGAAGCGCAGUCGAUUACUGUAUCAACUGAACACUAGUCUUUUUAUUGUUUUAAUUGAAACACUGAAAAUAGCGAUCAGUGAGUAUCAGUUUUAAAAUCUUGAAUCUCAGCGAAAUUCAUCUGUACUCGACCUCAUUACCAAGUAUAAGCACCAACAACUAUUUUAUGUCCUUGUUUUUAUGUAUACAACGCUAGUCCAUUCAGGCCAACGAAUUUAACCAUGAAUAUGUUCACUGAAAGAUAACAUGUGUGAUAUAUAAUAUUAUUACAUAUUAUAUAAUAUAUAUAAUAUAUAUACACAGAAAGUGAAUCAUCUAAUUUAACCACUUAAAAGUCUUGAUUGCUUGUUGUAUAAAAAAAUGUUUUAAACAAAAGUUGUAUGAUAUCAGGAAGGAUAUGUAGUAUAAUUAGAAUUUUGUAGAUAAGCAUUUAAAAUAAAAAAUUAUUAAGACAUUCUUAAAAAAAAUUACGAUAUAAUGAAGUCUGUGUGGACAAAAAAUGUGUACAACACUUGGCUGAAUAAUUUUCAAACGUAAAUGCAAAUUGAAAAUUAAUGAAUGUGAUAAGUAUUUGUAACAGUGUAAAAAUAAUAAUAGUGAAAAGUGACCAUAUAAAUCUUAUUUAUAGUGCAUGUUGGCGAACAUCGCUUCAGAUUCAAAUCAUUUAAAAAAUACCUUGAUAAUUAUCAUGUGUUUUUAAAAGCAUAAACCUCCAUGAUUCUUUUUCAGGAGAAUUUAAUAUUCUUUUAAGUUCAAUAACCUAGAGUGAAUCUUAUAUUUUCAUGAAAAAAUUAAUUAAUAAAAAUGUAAUUAUUAUACUAUAUAACCUUCUGAUAUUGUACAAUUUUUGUUUCAAACAGUCUUGAAUAUAAUAAACUGUUUCAAUGUAAAGUGGUUAAGCCAACCGAUUCACUCUAUAUACAGGGUAUUUAACUACUCUUAGUAAAUAUUUUAAGAAGUGAUUGUACAAGUCAAAAUAAGAUGAAAAUCAAAAAUAAUAAAAUUGCGAUUUCGACUUACUUUUCAAAUAAUUAACGAUUAAAAUUCACCAAUAAUGAUCUAUGGGUCAGGUGAAUAAGAGAAGGAAUAGUAAUAAGCAUCAUGUGUAAAUUAGAUACUUGAUCGAAAGUUGUGGUCACUUUUUUGAAAAAAGAAAACUCAUUUGGAACCCAUUGCACAACAUUAAAUUUAUUUAUCAACUGAAAUAUCAGUACUUAUUAUGUGCUAGGAUUGUCCUGAUAAAAAGUGUUCAUCAUUGAUUAUUUCUUGUUCAUCAGAAUACUUUGCGUGGCACACAAGAUAUAUCUUUACAAAUUAAAAACUAAACAAAAAUUAUAAUUACAAACUAUAAGCAAAUGAAAAUGAUGUAGAUUUUUCGGGAUACAAAUAUUCCCCGUGAAUUAUGAUUUAAUAAUUAUAGUUUUGUCGAAACAGUUGUCAAACUGAGAAAAAACUGAAAGGUGUUACAAGAAGGAUGAGGCAGAGAUCAAUGACAAAUUUACGAUAAGCAUUUAAUGCAGAAGUGCACGAAUAAAAUGUUGUCAGUGACGAAAUAAGUUGCAAUCGUACUUCAAUAAAUCACAGAAUUUUAGACAAACUUUUUUAAACGAAAAUGAUUUAGCUACGUCUUAUUUUAUUGUUUAAUUCAUAUACUUAACUGUAAAUAUUAAAUUACUAGAAUAUUAUGUUUAAUUCAAUAAUAUCAUACGUUGCGUACUGUGCAUUUCUGCUUAAGAAAAUAAGAAACCAUGAUCAACGUUUGUUUUUCUGAAUCAUUUUGGACAAGAUCACAGUUUGCUUUUAAUCUCAUAUAAUCGAUUGACCUUGUUGAUUUUAGAUACAUAAAUUUCAUUUCUCUAUAUAUUGUAACUCAUAUUCUUUAAAUUAAGUAUACUUGGAAAAUGAAUAAUAAUUCUAUUUGUAUUUGAUAUAGAAAUACACAGAAAUUUUGUCAUAACUGCGUAAUCGCUAUAUAUUAGGGACACAUAUAAGUAGAAUAUUUGCAGUGUGUAAUACAUAUCUGCAUUUACGAUGUAGGCGAAUCGAUGACUGAUAGUACUCGAGGAAAAAAAAUGUUAUCAAAUAAAUAUUCAUCCUCCUCAGUUAAAAGUUUAAUAAGAUGGAUAUUAAAUAUAUCGUAUAAUAAGUAUUAAAGUUACUGGAGUCGUAGAUAACAAUUUUGAAGUAAAUGUCUGUGUUUCGCAUGGUACGUUACUGACUGCGUUUCUCCGGACCUGAUUUACACGUGGUGCUAUUGGCAGAUCAUUAUAGCUGCGGAAAUAUUUUGAAUUGUUAAUAGUUUAAAAACGAACUUGAAGCCAAAAUCUCAAUUUCAUUAGUUCUGAUUUUCGUUCGAUUUUGAGAUAUAGAAUCAUGUUUUAAAAUUUGUUCCACAUGUAGAUGAAAACCCUGUAUAUUAUUUAUACAUACCUAUACGUAAUGAUGAGAAGUUUAUAAUUUCACUACACGAGAGUAAAGUAGGGUACACUGAUAUACAUGUUACAAGCAUAUCAGAAAUGCUAUUGCAUCCUAUUAUUUUAUCGGCGAGUGACUUGUAAGAUUAUCUUAUCUAUGAAUGUGCAAAGUAAGGAAUGUAGUAAUACUUAUUGUGUACAUAGUAAAAUAAUUUUUAAGUUAUUGAUAAUAAUCUUGUAAAAUACUUUUUUCUCAGAAUAAAAACGAAACAGCACUUAAACAUUUGCAUUUUCCAAACGUUAAUCUCCUGAAAAAAUAAAUAACAUAUACUUGGUAUCAUUGAUUUCAAGACAUUGGGACAGUUGUAAGUAAAAUUCCCUACAAAAAGAAAAAGACAAAAAGAAAAGAUAUUACCUAAUAAUUUCAUUUAUAAAUUUGUUAUUUUUCGUACACUGAGGACGCACUUUUCUUGCGAGAUUUUCAAGCAGGGAUAUCAGAAACAACGAUCGAAUUCAACGGAAUGUUCACAGAGAUAUGAAAACGCCAUGGCGUUUCCACUAUGCUUGCAACAUCGACACUGUCAAAUAUGCGUUUCAUACGAAAUGAGGUAUAUAAUUAUAUAUACACAUAAAACUGUAUUUCGUAAUAUUAAUAUAAUAAUAGUAAUAAUAAUUAAUAAUAAUAAUAAUCCCAA